This is a messenger RNA of Triplophysa rosa, 1765 nucleotides long. It is a transcript of the gene wnt2, whose product is annotated as wingless-type MMTV integration site family member 2. Lineage: Eukaryota; Metazoa; Chordata; Actinopteri; Cypriniformes; Nemacheilidae. Gene Ontology annotation, molecular function: cytokine activity; frizzled binding. Gene Ontology annotation, cellular component: extracellular region. The record is from RefSeq and is a predicted model, not a curated record. The transcript has 6 exons. The coding region runs from base 329 to 1426 and encodes 365 amino acids. Gene Ontology annotation, biological process: canonical Wnt signaling pathway; neuron differentiation; cell fate commitment.
CAUUCCUGAGGCAGGACUGCGCCCACCCCUUGUGUAAGCAAUUUAAACCCGAUAGGAGACCAUCAGCUAUCUGCAACACAUCUUUCUCAACUUCAGACCAAAGAAGAGCAUCAGUCUGUCUCUGCAGUGACACAAAUUUCACUCCAGCAUGCUUUUACGGUGAGCUGAUCGUUCGCGUUGCGACACUGCAAUGAUUUUUUGAUCUGGGAGAAUAAAAAGCGUUUUGCUCCGAGCGCCUCAGUCACGUGCCCUUCGUGUUUAAUUGAUUUGCUGUUAAACCGCAGACAAGUACCGGAACGAAUGAGUAUAACAAUAUACAUUUUAUAAUAUGAACUUUUUGCCAAGUGGAAUAUGUUUUUAUCUGUCCGUGGCAAUUUGCUGGUUCACAUCAAGUGUCGACGCAUCGUGGUGGUACAUGGGAACUCUUGGAUCGCAAGUGAUGUGCGACAACAUCCCUGGUUUAAUUAACAAACAGCGUCAGUUGUGCCGCCAGCAUCCCAAAGUGAUGCAAGCGAUAGGCGCUGGGAUUAAAAACUGGAUUGGGGAAUGUCAACACCAGUUCAGAAACCACCGGUGGAAUUGCAAUACUAUGGCGCGCGAGCACAAUCUUUUUGGAAGGCUUUUGCAUCGAAAUUUAAUGCAGUUUAAGGAAGACUGGAUUUUUGUAUCUGGCAGUCGUGAGGCCGCCUUUGUCUAUGCCAUCUCCUCAGCAGGUAUGGUCCACACCUUGACCAGGGCGUGCAGUCAGGGUGAACUAGACUCCUGCUCGUGCGACCCUGGAAAGAAGGGCACGUCUCGUGAUGCCAAGGGAUCUUUCGACUGGGGUGGGUGCAGCGAUCACGUUGACCAUGCGAUCAAGUUCUCUCAGCUCUUUAUCGACGCCAAGGAGAGGAAGGAGAGAGAUGCACGGGCUCUUAUGAACUUGCACAACAACCGUGCAGGGAGGAAGGCAGUGAAGCGCUUUAUGAACCUUGAAUGUAAGUGUCACGGUGUCAGCGGCUCGUGCAGCGUUCGUACCUGCUGGUUAGCCAUGGCUGACUUCAGACAGACUGGUGACUAUCUCCGCAAGAAGUACAACAAUGCCAUUCAGGUGGUGAUGAACCAGUACGGAACAGGCUUCACAAGCACCUACAGAAUGUUUAAGAGGCCUACCAAAAAUGACCUUGUCUACUUCGAAGACUCGCCCGACUACUGUUUAGGCGACCAUGAAUCUGGUUCUGUGGGCACAGGUGGCCGAGUUUGCAACCGUACAUCCCGUGGGGCUGACAGCUGUGAGGUCAUGUGUUGUGGGCGGGGAUAUGACACAUCACGCAUGAGCCGCACCGUCAAGUGUGAGUGCAAGUUUCUCUGGUGUUGUGCUGUGCACUGCAGAGACUGCCAUGAGGAGGUGGACGUGCACACCUGCAAAGCCCAGUCCACCACAUGACCCCACCUCUCCCGCAUUAGCUUGUAGUUUUCAACGCCAAACCUUAGAGCAAGGUCUGCAGUGCUUUUCAAUGGCAAAUUAGGUACAUGUAGACCAGUUAUUGCAGCAUGACUUACACGAAUGAGCAUCGAUUUCAGAAUUGUUUUAGUCAGUUUUAUAGCACAACUGAUUUUGAAGUCUCAAUUAGAUGUAUCGGGCAUCUUAUGUUUAUCAUUCUAACUGUCUUAUUUUUCUUACCAUAACACAAAUAUUUAUUAUUGCUUGUUGUAUAAGAAUGUUUAUCUGAAAUGUGUUUCAUGUUUUAAAUGUAAAUACAGACUCUAUGUAAUUUAAAAUAAA